AUGGAUGAGGCGCGAAGCAUGUGUAUGUUUUUUGCUAGAACUGACAUGGUUUCUCAAGCAAAAGGCUCAGCGUAUGUCGAAUUAAAGAAAACUAAAGUGGUAUGUUCAGUUUUCGAUCCCAGAGAAAUACCACACCAGAAUGAGUUCAGUCAACUAGGACAAAUAUUUUGCGAGGUUAAAUUCGCGCCAUUUUCCUGUUCUCGCCAACGUCGCCCACCUGCUCCCGAUGCUGAAGAUAAAUCUCUAUCCGUAGCAUUGAGACAAGCGUUAGAGCCAACAGUCUGCAGACAUCUUUUCCCAAAUUAUCAGAUUGAUGUUUUUGUAUAUAUUAUUGAAAAUGAUGGGGCAUGCCUUGCGGCAGCAAUAAAUGCUGCUGGUUUAGCGUUAGCUGAUGCUGCUGUUCCCAUGUUUUUCAGGAGGUGGCCCACAAGGUUG
Iphiclides podalirius (scarce swallowtail) is the source of this 435-nucleotide messenger RNA. Lineage: Eukaryota; Metazoa; Arthropoda; Insecta; Lepidoptera; Papilionidae. The record is from the annotation of a GenBank genome assembly.